Schistosoma mattheei is the source of this 558-nucleotide messenger RNA. The record is from the annotation of a GenBank genome assembly. NCBI's taxonomy places the organism in Eukaryota, Metazoa, Platyhelminthes, Trematoda, Strigeidida, Schistosomatidae.
AUGCGUGAAGAAUUAUUGCAGAAAUUACAUUCUCUUCAGGAACGCAAACGUCUUAUGUGUUCUCGUUCGACGAAGAUCCGAGAAGUUGAAUUAAAAAGGAAAAUAAUUAACGAUGUUCUAGAAACUGUGCCAAAAUCAUCAGCGACUGCUACAUGCCUCCGGGCAAUUGAAUUCGAGGUAAAUAAGCAGGAUAUAACUCUGCGGCCUUGGAAACAAAGAAAAUUGAAGUCAAUGGAUUCGACAAAUAAGACGUCUCCCCUCGCUCCAGUUGUUAUAGACGCAUCUACUUCUAAAGACUUAAGUCGUAUUCAUGCUGAAAGUUUACAUAAAGGCACUUUAGAAUGGCGUUUGAACCACGCAAUCGAUUCUGGCCAGGCUGACCUAGCAGAAAAGAUAAGUGACUCCAUUGGAGAUCAUUUGUUAUCUACAGCUUCUUCCGACAAAAAUAUUCAUUUGACUUUGAGCAAGCAAGAUGAAUACAAAGAGGAAUUAAAAAAUCGGCGACCUGUAUGGCUUUUUCAGACUAAAGAACGGUGGGAAGCGAAAUCGAAUAUGUAG